Hordeum vulgare subsp. vulgare (domesticated barley) is the source of this 471-nucleotide messenger RNA. RefSeq names its product SKP1-like protein 1. Bases 1 to 471 code for a protein of 156 amino acids. The record is from RefSeq and is a predicted model, not a curated record. Gene Ontology annotation, biological process: SCF-dependent proteasomal ubiquitin-dependent protein catabolic process. The transcript has 2 exons. Lineage: Eukaryota; Viridiplantae; Streptophyta; Magnoliopsida; Poales; Poaceae. Gene Ontology annotation, molecular function: cullin family protein binding. Gene Ontology annotation, cellular component: cytoplasm; nucleus.
AUGAAGAUGGUUCGUCUCCGCAGCUCCGACGGCGAGGAGUUCGAGGUAGCGGCGGAGACCAUUGGCGCGGCUUCGAAGAUGAUCAAGGGCUUGCUGGACGAAGAAGUCGACGUCGCCGUCGACGUGAUCCCUCUCCCCAACGUCAAGGGCCCCAUCCUCUCCCGCAUCCUCGACUACGUCAACAGGCACUUCUCCGGCCCCGACACCUCGUACAUCCCUAUGGCCGACGACUCCCUCAAACGCUUCGACGACUCGUUCGUCCAGGUCGACCAGGACCUCCUCUUCGACCUGCUUCACGCGGCCAAUUACCUCGCAUUGCAGAGCCUGCUCGACCUGACGAGCAAGACGGUGGCGGACCAGAUGAGGGACAAGACCCUCGAGGAGAUCCGCAAAAAGUUCAACAUCGUCAACGACUACACCAAGGACGAGGAGCAGGAGGUUCGCAGGGAGAACUCGUGGGCAUUCGACUAG